CUAAUGAGAUCCAGUCUAGAAGCCUUAUAGUAACAGAUACAGAAUUACAAAAACUUGUACGUCAAGGUCUAAUAGUCAAUGAAAUUCACAAACUCAAAAACCAAUAUGAUGAUUCAAGAGAAAAAGUAUAUCACUCCCUAAUGAGAGAACUCUUUAGUAUGAAGGCAUUUCGUGAUGUAUUCAGUCAAGAUGGACUCUUCUCUGAAGCAGAAUAUUAUAGAAAUAAAAUAGAUAAUCACAUAACUGAUUUUAUCAUUCAAAUGGAAAAAGAAAGAGUAAUGGAUCUGCUUAAUGAUGCUGAAAAUAAAGAUUCUGAAAUGCAUGAACAAAUAAUCAUUUUCUAA
Funneliformis mosseae is the source of this 344-nucleotide messenger RNA. The record is from the annotation of a GenBank genome assembly. NCBI's taxonomy places the organism in Eukaryota, Fungi, Glomeromycota, Glomeromycetes, Glomerales, Glomeraceae.